UUGCUUGGCACCACUAAGAAGAGAAUGGAUCCAUCCUCUUGGCACCCUCCCUUUAGAUAUACGCACAAAUGAGGUCCCCUCUCGGUCAUCUCUUCUCGAGGCUGAAAUUCAUCCUCUGGCAAUCACUGAUGUCGCCCGUUUCCUUUUGCUUAGCGAGAGUUCCAGCUAUUUUUGCAGAAGAUAGUCUAUUGGAGAGGAUAGAAAAAUAGGAACAGAAACUGGAGUCAUUCACAGUGACAGUAUUCUCACCUGAAGAGAGAUGGCAGAAAUCAAUUCUCCUGUAAAUAUCAAGGAAAAGAUCAAUGCAAUACGAUCAAUUGUUCCGAACAAAAGCAAUAAUGAGAUAGUCCUGGUGUUGCAGCAGUUUGAUAACAAUGUAGACAAGGCUGUUCAAGCUUUCAUGGAUGGCAGUGCAACUCAGGUUCUGAAGGAAUGGAAUAUGACAGGGAAAAAGAAGAACAAUAGGAGAAAAAGAAGCAAAUCUAAACAGCAUCAAGGCAAUAAAGAUCCUAAAAACAAGAAUGGACCUGAGAAGGCAUCUCAAGAACCCCAGGGAAUACAUGACUGUCAUAUGAACGGAUGCUCUAAGGACAACUCUUGCCGUGGUUCUGCCAAUCAGAAACUGGAAACCACUUCUCUGGAGAACAAAGGCUCAGGAUUUGUAGGAUCAGCACUGGACUGUCCAGAAAUCAGAGACAGAGAACGAGAAUGCCAGAGAUUAUCUGUGGAAUUAAGCCCAAAGAAUAUGAAUGGAGUAGAACAGCAUGAGCCUCCUCAGUCAUCAGUUCAACUCCAGUGUAACCUAGGCAGGCCAAAGUCAAAAUCUUCCUCAGUUAAAUCAUCCAAUGCUACAACCCAACUUGAAACAAAGACAGAUGAUUCAGUUAAAAAAAGAGGGCCAAACAUUGAAAAAUCAGUAAAAGACUUGCAGCGUUGCACUGUUUCUCUAACCAGAUACCGUGUGAUGAUCAAAGAGGAAGUGGAUAAUUCAGUGAAGAAGAUCAAAGCUGCUUUUGCAGAAUUGCACAGCUGCAUCGUAGACAAAGAAGUGUCAUUAAUGGCAGAAAUUGAUAAAGUUAAAGAAGAAGCCAUGGAAAUCCUGACUGCUCGGCAGAAGAAAGCUGAGGAGCUGAAGAGACUGACGGACCUCGCCAGUCAGAUGGCUGAAGCACAACUGUCUGAACUCAGGGCUGAAAUUAAGCACUUUGUGAGUGAACGGAAAUACGACGAAGAGCUGGGCAGGUCUGCCCGAUUUUCCUGUGAUACAGAACAGCUGAAGACCCAAAUUCAGCUCUGUGGAGAAAUUUCUCACCCAAAGAACAACUAUUCCUCAAGGACACCAUGCAGUUUAGUGCUGUCUUCAAUGACCUCUCAUGCAACAACUGGCAAGCAAAACACACACACACGAAAGUCCUCUAGUAAUGCCAAGAACUCUGAUAAUAAAACAGCCAGCAUUAAAGUACAAAGUCAUCUUUCUUCCAAUCCUACAGAAUCUUCUUCUCAAGGAAUUCCAACAAAUAAGCAGAAUGGGCCUUCUAGCCAGAGACGAAGAUUCAACCCACAGCACCAAAACGUGCGGCUCAAUGGAUCUCUGAAGGCACAAGGUGCCAGUAAUGAGGCAGAUCAAAAUACAAAGAGCGGCGCCAGGUCUGAGCACAGAAGACAGCAGCAUAACAGCUUCAGAUCUAAAAAUAAAGGAGCCAUGAAAAAUCAAGAGCAGUCUACAACUGCAAGGACCACAGAGAAUCCGACACAUUCGGAGAAGACCCGUCGGAAGCACCACACACCAGACACUGCAGAUCACAGGCCUUUCCAAGGCAGUGUUGGCAGGGUGUCCCAAUGCAAUUUAUGUCCUGCAAGGAGGGAGGUCUCUGCUGAUGCCACUGUUCUUUCAGUGCCAACUGUGACUUUGGUGGCUUAAAAUGUCACAGUGAUGGCAGGCAGAGAAAUUUAAUAUCUUCAUUUUAGUUUCUUGCUCGAAAUGCUUGUUGGUGAAGAAAAUAAGUCAGAACAUAGUCUUUUAAAUCUGUUGCUGCUUAAAACUUGUUGGUAUCUUUACUACUUACUAAUUAUCAAAAUUAAAUCAUACUUUCAAGGCUUUCCCCAAUAUCUUCACAUUUAUUUUAUCGUGACAGUACGGAAUCUUACCAAAGCAGCAUUUACUUCUUAGAAAAAUGAAAUCUAGAUUGGAAAAAUAAAUUGAUAAUUAAAUUCAUAAUAGCAAAAGCCUCUUGUAGAUAUGUGGUUAUACCAGUCAACGUUAUUUUUUGUAGAACAGCCUGUGUUAGAAGGAUCCCAGACAGUCUGUAUGCUGUGGUUUGCAAUGAAAUCAGAUGAUCUUGGAGAAUUUUUCAGCAAAUCUCUAUACAUCUCUUUCUUUCUGUGCGUGUAUACACAUACAUGCAUGCACACUGUAUACACAGAGUUUUGUUAUAUACAAGAAGAGUUGAAAAGGCAAUUCAUUUGAUUUUAGCUUAUUAUUCCAUAAUCUGAGAUCUUUAAGUUCAAGUAUAAAUUGUAUUAAAUGUAUUACAUAUUGGUAUUUUUCAUGGACAAACUAUUUUUAUGAGGCUGAGGAAAUAUGCUCAUUUAAGUUUGGAAUGUAUAUAAUAAUGGCUAUUCAGAUGCACAGCCCUGUUCUCCAUCCUUAUCAGCCACUUUUCUAUGACUAGUUGGAUUUAUUUUUUUGCAUAUGAAAAGUUGCAGGUCUUCUAGACUUGAAUUCAAAUUAUUUUUCUAUACUUUUGCUGUAGGAACCAUCUGUCCAUAAUGAAAGCUAUGACUAAUAAAUUACUUAGUCUUUAUGUUCUGAUUCUGUAUUUCAGAAAAUCUGUUUCUUCCAAAAAUUAAAAUCUUCUUUCUAAAAUA
This is a messenger RNA of Manacus vitellinus (golden-collared manakin), 2868 nucleotides long. It is a transcript of the gene SPATS2L, whose product is annotated as spermatogenesis associated serine rich 2 like. The record is from RefSeq and is a predicted model, not a curated record. Gene Ontology annotation, molecular function: protein binding. Gene Ontology annotation, cellular component: cytoplasm. The coding region runs from base 260 to 1921 and encodes 553 amino acids. Lineage: Eukaryota; Metazoa; Chordata; Aves; Passeriformes; Pipridae. The transcript has 13 exons.